CUUUAGAGAACAGUAAUUUUGUUAUCUGAUUGAGCACCCUACAAUUAUGCGGAACAGCAAGUCUGAACAAAACCAGCAGUUCACUUCCGAGUGUAGGUUAGGCUCCCUCCACACACACACACCCUCUUGGGAAAAGUGUCGGAGAGAGAGGCUCAACCAACAACAAGUUGUGACAAAUCCUUUUUUAUCAAGGACAGGGAGUUCUCACAAAACACAAGUUGGGCGGUGAGAACCAUGCAAGUGAAUGGACCGAACGGAAAAAUCGAUUUGAGUGGAGGUUAUUUUCCUUCUUCUUUCAGUUGAGUCUGGCAUACCUCAUCCUCUCGUGUCUAGGCUACUGCCUGCGUGUGUAGGGAGCCGAGGACCCACCCGAAGACACACUUUUAUGCUGUGAUUUUUCGGUUGUCAGGACUGAUUUAAAGGAUUGGAAAUGCCUGGGAACGAGAGAGUUUGUCGUCUCUUGAAAGAGAUAAUUCAAAAGCCUGGGAACGACGCAUGCGCAGACUGUGGCGCGCCUGAUCCUAGUUGGGGCUCCUGUUCCUUAGGAGUGUUCAUCUGUGUUCAAUGUUCCGGGAUCCACAGGAAUAUUCCCUACAUCGGAAUGAAGGUCAAAUCCCUCAGCCUCUCCCGCUGGGAAGACCAGGACGUAAAGUUCAUGGCGGAGAAUGGGAACGAAUUGAUGAAGCAGAAAUAUGAGGCGGUUGUUCCUGUCUACUACUACAAACCGACCCACAAAGACUGCCAAUCGUUCACAGCUUUGUGGAAGUUACCUGUGGCGCUGAUGUUUAGGCCGAGGGUCCUGAGGGAGCAGUGGAUCAGAGCAAAGUACGAGAGGAAAGAGUUUACAGGGGAAGGGAAGAAACGGACCUAUGAGGAGGGAACGAGGGAUGGAAUGUUGAUGAAAAGGGGGCGGGACAACGGCCAGUUCCUCAACCGACGAUUCGUUCUCUCAGAAAGAGAGGGGACACUGAAAUACUUCACCAAGUAUGAUGCCAAGGAGCCUAAAGCGGUGAUCAAGGUGGACUCUAUCAACGCAGCCUUCCAGCCAGAGAAGAUAGGUAACCCCAACGGACUACAGAUCACCUACCUGAAAGACUACAGCACCAGAAACAUCUUCCUCUACCACGACAGCGGCAAGGAGAUAGUAGACUGGUUCAACUCUAUAAGGGCCAUCCAGCUCCACUAUCUAAAGGUGGCCUUCCCAGGGGCUAAUGAUGCAGAGCUGAUGCCCAAGUUGACCCGCAACUUUCUGAAGGAGGGCUAUAUGGAGAAAACAGGACCCAGGCAUACAGAAGGGUUUAAGAAGCGUUGGUUCACCCUAGACCACAGACGUCUCAUGUACUACAAAGAUCCCCUGGAUGCCUUUGCCAAGGGUGAGGCUUUCCUAGGGCACCAGGACCAUGGUUACAGCGCUAGCCCCGGCCUUCCCGCCGGAACCCACUGCAACGGCGCCUGGCAACACGGCAUCACCAUAGUAACACCCGAGCGCAGCUUCCUGUUUACCUGCGAGACGGAAGUUGAGCAACAGGAUUGGCUGAAACACUUCAAUGAUGUCAUCAGCAUCCAGAUGUCCCCUCAGGAGUACUCCAUGGAGGCUAUGUUCAGACACAAACAUUGAUGGGCCUGUGGCCUGAUGGACCCUUCCUUCUCCCAUCCUCCUCUCCUCUCCCAUCUUCUGUUCCUCCUCUCUCCUCCUCUCCUCUACUCGUCUUCUAUUCCUCCUCUCUCCUCCUCUCCUCUACUCGUCUUCUGUUCCUCUCCUCCUCCUCUCCUCUACUCGUCUUCUGUUCCUCUCCUCCUCCUCUCCUCUACUCGUCUUCUGUUCCUCCUCUCCUCCUCCUCUCCUCUACUCGUCUUCUGUUCCUCCUCUCUCCUCCUCUCCUCUACUCGUCUUCUGUUCCUCUCCUCCUCCUCUCCUCUACUCGUCUUCUGUUCCUCCUCUCUCCUCCUCUCCUCUACUCGUCUUCUGUUCCUCUCCUCCUCCUCUCCUCUACUCGUCUUCUGUUCCUCCUCUCUUCUGUUCCUCCUCUCUCCUCCUCUCCUCUACUCGUCUUCUGUUCCUCUCCUCCUCCUCUCCUCUACUCGUCUUCUGUUCCUCUCCUCCUCCUCUCCUCUACUCGUCUUCUGUUCCUCCUCUCCUCCUCCUCUCCUCUACUCGUCUUCUGUUCCUCCUCUCUCCUCCUCUCCUCUACUCGUCUUCUGUUCCUCCUCUCCUCCUCCUCUCCUCUACUCGUCUUCUGUUCCUCCUCUCUCCUCCUCUCCUCUACUCGUCUUCUGUUCCUCCUCUCUCCUCCUCUCCUCUACUCGUCUUCUGUUCCUCCUCUCUCCUCCUCUCCUCUACCCGUCUUCUGUUCCUCCUCUCUCCUCCUCUCCUCUACUCGUCUUCUGUUCCUCCUCUCUCCUCCUCUCCUCUACUCGUCUUCUGUUCCUCCUCUCCUCUACUCGUCUUCUGUUCCUCUCCUCCUCCUCUCCUCUACUCGUCUUCUAUUCCUCCUCUCUCCUCCUCUCCUCUACUCGUCUUCUAUUCCUCCUCUCUCCUCCUCUCCUCUACUCGUCUUCUGUUCCUCCUCUCCUCUACUCGUCUUCUGUUCCUCUCCUCCUCCUCUCCUCUACUCGUCUUCUGUUCCUCCUCUCCUCUACUCGUCUUCUGUUCCUCUCCUCCUCCUCUCCUCUACUCGUCUUCUGUUCCUCCUCUCUUCUGUUCCUCCUCUCUCCUCCUCUCCUCUACUCGUCUUCUGUUCCUCCUCUCUCCUCCUCUCCUCUACUCGUCUUCUGUUCCUCCUCUCUCCUCCUCUCCUCUACCCGUCUUCUGUUCCUCCUCUCUCCUCCUCUCCUCUACUCGUCUUCUGUUCCUCCUCUCCUCCUCCUCUCCUCUACUCGUCUUCUGUUCCUCCUCUCUCCUCCUCUCCUCUACUCGUCUUCUAUUCCUCCUCUCUCCUCCUCUCCUCUACUCGUCUUCUGUUCCUCCUCUCCUCCUCCUCUCCUCUACUCGUCUUCUGUUCCUCCUCUCUCCUCCUCUCCUCUACUCGUCUUCUGUUCCUCUCCUCCUCCUCUCCUCUACUCGUCUUCUGUUCCUCCUCUCUCCUCCUCUCCUCUACUCGUCUUCUAUUCCUCCUCUCUCCUCCUCUCCUCUGCCCAUCCUGGAGAUCACCAAGACGUUUGAGUUAGGUUAGGCUGUCCUUGCCUCAGAAAGAAAGAUGUACAAACACACUAGACUGCAGCAGUACCUGUCAUCAUGGUCAACCAUUGUGCCUUACACUAAGUCAUAAACUUUAAUGUCUCAGAUCAAUGUGAAUUUAAAUGUUUACUUUUAAAAGUUCCCUAUUAAUAUCUUAUAAAUUGACAUUUUUGAUGGGUGAGUUUGGUUUGGAGAUAUGUAAGAUACAUUUGAAUAUAACUAUGGAUAAUGUUCAACCCUCUUAGGGUUGUGUAUAAACAGUUAGUGGGGUUUUUUGAUAGUGCCAUCUUGUGGUGUUUCAAGAAUAUGACCGGUCUGGCUUUCUACAUAUCCUGUAUGUCCGAAGAUAUUUUCACCCUGUCAUUUUAAGGUAUUAUACAACAUAUUUAGACUGAGGAGACAUGCAAAGAAUAUAUCAUUGAUUGAUACAUAUUUGUCAUUCAUCCCAUGUCAUGCUUUUAUACGUGUUGUCAAUGGUGUUUUCCAUUAUAGAAGAAGAUUGGUUAUAAAUGAUCAUGUUUGAGGAACUACAAACCAUCCGUUUCACCAUUUUUUAAAUAAAUCCAUAUAUUGGUC
Messenger RNA from Salvelinus fontinalis (brook trout), 3754 nucleotides. RefSeq names its product arf-GAP with dual PH domain-containing protein 1-like. The coding region runs from base 431 to 1618 and encodes 395 amino acids. The record is from RefSeq and is a predicted model, not a curated record. Gene Ontology annotation, molecular function: phosphatidylinositol bisphosphate binding; GTPase activator activity. The transcript has 12 exons. Gene Ontology annotation, cellular component: plasma membrane; intracellular membrane-bounded organelle. Lineage: Eukaryota; Metazoa; Chordata; Actinopteri; Salmoniformes; Salmonidae. Gene Ontology annotation, biological process: positive regulation of GTPase activity.